Conger conger (European conger) is the source of this 900-nucleotide messenger RNA. RefSeq lists its product as uncharacterized. The annotation marks the transcript as partial. The transcript is spliced from 2 exons. The record is from RefSeq and is a predicted model, not a curated record. Lineage: Eukaryota; Metazoa; Chordata; Actinopteri; Anguilliformes; Congridae.
UCAGCCGCCUUCGAUACAGUCAACCAUGAGAUUCUGCUCUCAUCGCUGUCUGGGAUGGGUGUCACAGGUUCUGCACUCGCUUGGUUUUCCUCCUACCUCUCUGGUCGCUCCUACCAGGUGACUUCACGGAUCUCUGCCUGCUUGGCUGAUAUCUCUGCGUGGAUGACUUCCCAUCACCUGAAGCUCAACCUUGCCAAAACUGAGCUUCUCUACAUCCCUGCUAAGUCCUCUCCGUCAAUCGACCUCUCAUUGACUGUUGAGGACUUUGUAGUUUCCUCCUCCCGUACGGCAAAGAAUCUUGGGGUGACUCUUGAUAACUGCCUCACCCUGGCUCCACAAGUAUCCUCCACUCCCAGAACCUGCAGGUUCUUUCUGUAUAAUAUACGCCGUAUCCGUCAUCUCCUGACUGAGAAAGCCACCCAGCUCCUAGUCCAGGCGCUCGUCAUUUCCCGCCUGGAUUACUGCAACUCCCUCCUAGCCGGUCUCCCAGCGUGUGCCAUCAAGCCCCUCCAGCUGGUCCAGAAUGCUGCAGCCCGCCUGAUCACCAAUCAGCCCAGGUCGGCUCAUGUCACCCCGCUUCUCAUUGGCCUCCACUGGCUUCCCAUUGCCGCACGCAUCCGUUUCAAGGCCCUAGUGUUGGCAUUUCAGGCUGCUAAGGGGACUGCCCCACCUUACAUACAAUCCCUGAUCACUCCCUACUCCCCAGCUAGACCACUCCGGUCUGCCAGCUCUGGUCACCUUACGGUUCCCUCUCUACGUGCACCUGGCGGUCGAGCUGCACGUUCACGCCUGUUUUCCGUUCUGGUUCCUCAGUGGUGGAAUGACCUGCCUACCACUGUCAGAACAGCAGAAUCCCUCCCCCUAUUUCGACGCAGACUCAAAACCCACCUUUUCAAACUC